UCUUGACAGUGGCCUUUCAUCUAGACAUAUGUCCGCAGCAGUAACGUAGUUUCUCAUUUAACGCGACCGGCACAAUGUCGAUUUUCACUCCAACCAACCAAAUCCGGCUGACCAAUGUCGCAGUUGUGCGGAUGAAGAAGGGAGGAAAGAGAUUUGAAAUCGCGUGCUACAAAAACAAAGUCAUGAGCUGGAGGAGUGGCGCAGAGAAAGACCUUGACGAAGUCCUCCAAACUCACACUGUUUUCAUCAAUGUGUCAAAAGGCCAAGUAGCAAAGAAAGAAGAUCUUUCCAAAGCCUUUGGCACUGAAGACAUGACAGAAAUCUGCAAGCAGAUUCUAGCCAAAGGUGAACUACAAGUUUCUGACAAAGAGCGGCACACCCAGCUAGAGCAAAUGUUCCGUGAUAUUGCAACCAUUGUAGCAGAAAAGUGUGUCAACCCAGAAACCAAAAGACCCUACCCUGUGAGUCUGAUUGAACGUGCCAUGAAGGAUAUCCACUAUUCUGUCAAGGCCAACAAGAGCACAAAACAACAGGCCCUGGAAGUGAUCCGCCAGCUUAAGGAAUCCAUGCAGAUUCAGCGAGCACACAUGAGGCUACGUCUUAUUCUACCCGCAAAGGAUGGAAAGAAGCUGAAAGAAAAACUUAAGUCCUUGAUCCAGGUGGUAGAAAGUGAAGACUUUGAUGAACAGCUGGAGAUGGUAUGCCUGAUUGACCCUGGGUGCUUCAGAGAGAUGGAUGAGCUUGUUCGCUGCGAGACAAAAGGGAAAGGAACAUUGGAGGUGCUGAGCCUCAAAGAUGUGGAAGAAGGAGAUGAGAAACUUGAGUAAGAGACCAACCUUUAAAUGCAACAAAUGCUGCUGAAGAUUCCUUUCCAGUGUGGCUGAGGGGGUGUAAGGCAUCCCCAAGGACAGAGGACUACCUGUAUUCAUCACAGCUAUUUAUCUUUAUCAAUCAGAUUACUCAAAUGACUACUGCAUAAACCUAACAAGCCUUUUACUAUUUGUUUUGGAACCAUCCCUUCCUCCUAUGCAGGACUAUUUGUAUUGUAGUUUUUUCAGUGGUUGAACAAGAUCCAGUAAGGAUUUUGUUUCUUCCUGCCGUUUCUACUAAAUUGCAGAGGUUAAUCCUUGAAUAGUGGUUGGAGGACAGGUAAAUGUAACUUGAACCUCAGUUAUAAAAUCAAUUUAGCUAUAUUCAAGAGAUUUAAAUUUUUACUGAAUUGGGUUUUGCAUUUUAUUUAUGUAUUCUUUGAAACUACUACAAUAAUUCUGGAAAAAAAAAGUGUUUGGCUUCUUUCCUUUUAGAUUUGAUUUCCCUUUAAUAUUAGGUCAUUCCGUACUGCGAAAAAGAAGUUAGAGAUGCGGAUCAUUUAUGUUUGUGAAACUGCAUUCUUAAAUGUAUUUCUGAAGCCUCAUUGAAUUUAAAAUAGGUUUCCCUGCUAAUCCGUGCAGGAGUCUACUUCUGUGCUAUGCCACUAAUACUUUUUACUGAUUACUUUAAAAGUCUUUCAAUUUUGAAACUCUUAUUAUUUAUUAUAACUAGAAGUGAUCCUUUACCUGUGUAUCUCAAAAUCUGUUUCUUCUGCACAUUAAAGAACAUUGAACAAAUGAGAA
Molecule: messenger RNA, 1613 nt
Organism: Polypterus senegalus (gray bichir)
Lineage: Eukaryota; Metazoa; Chordata; Cladistia; Polypteriformes; Polypteridae
Gene: sbds
Product: SBDS ribosome maturation factor
Exons: 5
Coding region: 75-827 (250 amino acids)
Biological process (GO): ribosome biogenesis; cytosolic ribosome assembly
Source: RefSeq, a predicted model, not a curated record